AAAACAGCAUCAAUAGCAGUGAUCUGGAUUCCACGCUAAUGUCAUCUGCAGUGAAAGUUCCGUCAAAUGUUAUACCCAUCGACGUGAGUGGUCAACCAUUUAGCAGGAUGGCCAGCUUUCGAAGAUCACUUAUUCAUGCUACAGACCUAAACCUUCAAAUUUUUAUAGUCUUUAAAGCAUAUUAUUCCUUUUAAUGUCGUCAAAAGCCUACAAGAUGAAAAAGGAGAACAAUGAUGUCUUCUUUGUUAAUGUUGUUGAUAUCGAAUUUCUCUUGCAAAUGAAACUGCGGUUGAAUGAGGUCAGAUUUUUCACUGGUUGCAGAAGAACGCAAGCACUUAAGAAUACUCAAAUUUUUAUGUCGGUGAUGCAAAUAUAGUUGUUUUGUUUCUUUCAACGACUGAAUACUUUCGGCAUCAGAUCAAGCCAUGUAGCCCAGUGAGUUCAGUUUUCUGUGACUUUAUGACUGUCUGAUUUUAUAACUUAUCGAAAAUUCUGCAGCAGCUGCAGUAAAAAUUACCAAUAAAGUAUUUGGUGGAAGAGCAACUUGUGAGAAAUCCACCCUUCGUUCGUCUGCAAAAUUUUGCUCAGAAGAUUCGAGGCUACAAAAGAAACGCUUGGUCAUCGUCUUUCCUUUAUUGAUCUGAAUGAACUUAUGGAUUUAAUCGCAUCACAUCCACAACAACCAGUACAAGAGAUCUCUCAGAUAAUAAAUGUACACUUUUGAACCGUUUCAAGGCACUUGGCAAAAACAGGAAAAUUAAAGAAACAUAAUAAAUGGGUGCCUUACGAAAUCCCUGAAGAAAACAACACACGGCGUUUGGAAGUGUGCUCUUCUAUCAUAAGAACGGCAGAGAAAAGUUUCCUGCAAGAAUUAUGACUGUGGAUAUUCUACGACAAUCGUGUACACAUUCGUCGCAGUGACUGGGAGAGAAAGAUGCAACAGGAAGGGCUCCAAAGAUUUUUUUGCAUCAAAAGGUUUUGUUUAUUUUAUUGUGAACUUCUGCUGAUGUUAUUCAAUAUCCAUUCCUUCCAUGAAGGGAAAUGAUAAAAGCAUCUCAGUAUCGCAUAUAUAUGUGACAAAUGCAUAACAAACCGUGAUGGAAGCAACCAGCAUUUGUGACUAUACGUGGAGUCGUAUUGUUUAAAGAUAAAGCUUGACCACAUACAGCAGUGUCAAGCAAAUCAACAACUUAAGAUACAAAAUUCUGCACCAUGUUCUAUACUCUCCUUACCCAGCAGAUUAUGUUUUUUUUUCCGGGGACUUAGGCACAUUUUUUCCAAGAAAUGCUUUGCCAAAAAUGCAUCGAUCCUAUCGCACAGUCGAGAACUUGCCACUUCCUGAGACACUGGUUUUUACAAACAUGGUAUAAAUGACUUUGCCACACAUCGGCAACAAUGCAUUGAUGCUGCUGGAGAAUGUUUUAAGGAAUCAGGUAGAUUUCUUGAUAAAAAGAAAGAAGAAGAAAGAUAAAAGAAGAAAUACAGUAACAGAAGGUGAUACGAAAGAAAUUAAAGAAGUUCUUCACAAUAUCAUAAAUGAUGAAAAACAUCAUUCAGGGCGGAAUAAUACGAUAAAAUCGUUUCAAACAAUAUCAGAUAAGAAUGAAAUUGACUGCAGUCCAGAAAUACAAAAUGAAAAUGAUUCAGUUAAGAAAAAUGGACAUGAUGAGAAAAAUAAUAAUUCGUCAGAUAGUAAUUGUUUUGAAGAUUCGAAUUACCUUAAUACAGUUAAGAUGUGCAAUGGAUCUCAUCAACAGAGCAAAACAACCUGUGAUAAAAAUGGAGGGAUAAAAUUAGAUCUGAAUAAAAACUCUGACUGUGCACCUAAAGUGUCUUUUUCAAAUAAGAAGAAAUCAAAGAGCAAUAUUCCAAUUUCUACAGUAUCUGCUGCUAUGAGCGUUGCUGUAGAAAUGAGGCAACAUGAUGAUAACAGAUCGGAAGACCAAUCGUCGAGUGGCAACUGGAGCUGCAGCAGUGAUCAUAAUUCCUCAGAUUCUGAACACAAGUCCAGAAGUAGAGAAAACAGUGAAUUCGUAUCUUCUGCACAUGCAAAUACAUUACUGACUGAACACUACAUAGAUUACAAGAACAGGUUGAAAAGCAAGAGAUCUGUUUCUUCUUACCUGGAAAGAAAGACAUCAGUUAAAGAAAAUAAAUCAGUUGAAGAAACUACAUCAAGUUGUGACUCCUCUGAGGUCGAUACCAGGCCACUUCGUGAUGAUAUUAGUUCCAAUGCACCAUCUACAGAAUCUGAUGCUUUUUACAUCAGUAGCGAUGAAAGUGACGAAGAGUUGUCAGAUACCAUAUUUUCUCAAAAAACUUACUGGUCUUCGACAUCUCUAAGUACACUAAGUGACGGUAGUUUAAACAGUCUUCUUUCUCAGACUGGAACGGAACUUACUUCUAGUUCUGGCACAUUAACUAGUAUAGGAUUAGAACGAUUACCUACUCCACCGCCGCCUCCUCCAUCUGUCACGGCGGCAACAACAAGAAAGGAAGUCUUAAUAGAAGUUGUUCCAAAAUCUACGACCUCAGAUGAAAGCAUUGUUACAAAAAAUGAUAAAAAUCAUUCUAAUCAAAAUAUAUCUCCGAAAUCAACAAGAAAAUCUAAAUCCAUGCACAAAAUGCCAAAGUCUAAAGCAGAAAAAUUGGAUCAGCAAAAGCACUCAGUGCAAAGUUCCAAGAAUAUAUUUACUAGUCUAGUAAACAUGAAAUCACCAGUAAAAGAUCAAUAUAAGCCUAAGCAAAAGGACUACCAGUUUAAUAAGUUACAUGAAGAUCAAGUACUAGCUCCUUUUGACAUGUAUGGAAAUAGUUCUCCAAAGAAAUUAAAACAAAUUCCUGCUUUCAUUAAAGACAAUAUUUCCCCAGUCAUAGAAAAUGAGUCAAAAAGUCUUUUGCAAUCCUUUUGCUCAGUGCAAGAAACCAAUGUUCAGCAUGAAAGUUCAAGAACAUGCAACAAUUCAAAUGUAGACAGAAAAUUAAACGACACCAUAGUAUCAAAAGGAAACGCAGAAAUUCCACUUAAAUACGUGCACCAGGUAACUGUUACUCCAGUCCAAAGAUGUAUUAUAAAUGAAGCAUCAGGGAUAUCCGGUAAGCAAAUUCCAGUUAAAGAAAGUCAUUACGAAAAGCAAAUUUGUGACGGUAAAACUAAGUUUAAUUUUUAUCCGAACAGCACAGUCACAGAAAAUGUACAUGUUUACCCUUCAGUCCAAGCAAAAUUUCAGCGUCCAACAGUUCUGCAAUCUGAGAAAACGAAAUUAGCAGCUCGAGUAGUUUUAGAUCCGGAGGGAAGAGUUAUAUAUAGCACAAAUUCACUUGAUCGCAAACAUACUGAUGUGAGGCCUGUGAAACACAUUAAGUUAAAGUCUUGUGAGCCAUUGUCAAGUGACAGUGAAGACGCGUACCAUAAGCACAAUUCCUUUCAUAUUCAGAAUCAUUUCCAUCAUGCAAAUGCAAUUCCAGAAUGUAUGGAAACCAAAUUCCAAAACUGUAAAAUGACAAACACAUUACAUAGUCCACCUACAGUGUCUAAUCUAAACUUUAGACAAGAUGCUGCUAGUAUGGGCCAGUUUUAUCCGGUUUGUAACUAUUUGCAUAAAAAUCAAAACCAUAUGCAAAUUUUACCUCCCAAUUCUGUAAAAGUCACGCAAAGGCACUGUGCAUCUGAUUCAUGUGAAUUAUUCAGGCCAAACUAUCAUCGCACUUUAGAACAAAAUCCUGAAACAAUACUAAGGAUAAAUUGUAAAGAAACAGCUAACAACAGUUUGCUAAACGAAAAAAUGAAUUCUUUGACUCCAGACCCAAAUGUUUCAGGGUUACCUGUAAAUGAAACCUUACUUACCCAGCGUAACGUACACUUGCAUUCAAAACAUAUGGAAAUGCUUAGUAGAAUACCACAAAAUUCUUGUUUUACAGAUUCACAGCAAAACUCGUUUUCACCGUUAUCACCAGAAAUGAAUUAUAAAGUUCUCGAAAAUCAAAAUACAAAAUCACCGCUAAGUACUAUGUCUACAGAAGAUUUAUUUACAGUUAUUCAUAACUGCAAGAAAAAAAUGAAUAUAAAAACAGACUCUGAUAUUUCUUUGGCUUCAUCAUCUCGUUCAAGUUCUCCGUCCUAUAUUCGUCCAGCUUCUUCAAAAGGCGGUUUAGCUGAAACUGGUUUUCUUUCACCUAGAAAUCUAUCAGCAAAUUGUGAUAAUAUGAGAGAAAGAAGAAGCUGGGCCGAUUUUAGGCCAACGAAUUCUUCUAGUGAUCGGAAAUCUUUAGCCUGUGAUAGAUUAGGACCUGCUAAACCUACAAGUAUGCAUGAUUUUAAAAUGUUAUUAUUACAAACUAGAAGUAAUAGUCAGGUACCUGGUCCUCGCAAAUCAGCUGUUGAAAUGCUUAAAAUUCCCGUAUCUUAUGAAAAUAGUCAAAGGAUGAAUUCAAUGCCUUUAAGCUUAUCACCAAGAAAUUCUAUAUCAUUUUCUGUUCAGAAUUCUCCAACUUCAGAAACAUGUUUCUACAGCGGCCAUUCAACAGUGCCAUUCAAAAGAGGUAAUCGUGCUCGAGCAUCUUUACAGUCAAGGUAUACAAUGUAUCCUCCGAUAUUUGAAGACUGUUUAGAAGAUUCGGAAAAUUGUCGGGAUUUAAUGCCGCCAUCCUCAAAUAAAGACCUAAUUCCAGCUGAAUCAGUGAAAGGAAGUAAUCAGUACAGAAAUAAUGCACAUAAUACCUUAGAGACUAGUACUGUAAACCAUGCGAGGCAAUGGGUGUGAUCUCAAAUAUAUUAGCUCUAAUAUAUGUGAAGGCUAACCUACAUCUUCAAUGCAGACUUUUUUUUUUUUUUUUUUUAAAUCGCAUUGAAGAUGGGUGAUAUAUAUCUAGUUGUCUUUCUGCUAAAAGUGAUUAUAAUUUACAAAAACAGUCAAUGUAAGCGUGUCAGAUAAAAAGAAAAACUAAUAAAGAAUAUUCAAUAUAA
This is a messenger RNA of Stegodyphus dumicola, 4966 nucleotides long. RefSeq lists its product as uncharacterized. Lineage: Eukaryota; Metazoa; Arthropoda; Arachnida; Araneae; Eresidae. Gene Ontology annotation, biological process: cell differentiation. The record is from RefSeq and is a predicted model, not a curated record.